CAGGAGCUGACGCGUCCACGAUUAUCUACUUCGUCGGGACCACAUCUAGUGAGGCAAUUGGUGCAAACAUAUUGACAUAGGUUUAUUCUUUCCGGGAACUCAGAAAUUCAGAAUUUUGAAGUUUAAUUAAGUAAGCAACACGUUAGAUAAUGGGAUUUCAAAAAUAAAGAUGAAAUUAUGAAGUUU
Aplysia californica (California sea hare) is the source of this 186-nucleotide messenger RNA. RefSeq names its product theromacin. NCBI's taxonomy places the organism in Eukaryota, Metazoa, Mollusca, Gastropoda, Aplysiida, Aplysiidae. The record is from RefSeq and is marked provisional.